Phaethon lepturus (White-tailed tropicbird) is the source of this 1416-nucleotide messenger RNA. It is a transcript of the gene TTC29, whose product is annotated as tetratricopeptide repeat domain 29. Gene Ontology annotation, molecular function: protein binding. Lineage: Eukaryota; Metazoa; Chordata; Aves; Phaethontiformes; Phaethontidae. The record is from RefSeq and is a predicted model, not a curated record. The transcript is spliced from 11 exons. The coding region runs from base 1 to 1416 and encodes 471 amino acids.
AUGACUCCUGCUGAAGUAGUUCUGAGGCCUGAAAAGAUUUGUGUGGAACUGGAGUCUGGUUUUACAGUUAAACUGAAUGUGUUGCCUCAAGCAAUCCUGCAAAGCCCAAGGGAGAAUCCUAGGUUCAUAGAGCAGACUGUUUGCCCCUCAUUAGACUUUGCAAGGAUUCAUUUGAUCAAAGACAAAGAUGGCAUAGAUGAUUAUUUGGCGAAGAAUAUCAAAGGGUUGUCAAAACAAGAAGCUGCUGCUAACAGGAAUUCGUACAAGAAGAACAUCUGCAUAGACAUGCUGCGACAGGGUUAUCACGAGUCCUUCGCCCAGCUCCUCACUCUGAUACAGAAGUGGAAUGCCUCGAGGGAGGCUGCGGGGCCUGGGUCAGCCAUAUGGCAGCUGGAGUCCCUGGAGGAGCAGCCUGAUAAGCUGGAUCAGCUUUACCACUUCCUGACCAGGGCCGAGGCAGCCCGGCGAGCAGGACGCUAUGAGGAAGUGUAUGAUAACCAGCUUAACUUGGCCUACUGUUUCAAUGCCCCUGAGGACAAAUGGUUAAGUAAUUACUUUUAUGAGCAAUGCUUUAACACUGCUCAACUAAUAAAAAUUGAUGGUGGGAAGAGAGAGGCACAAGCACAUGCAAAUAUGGGUUUCAUCAAUGAGGAGCAAGGUCAUGUCAUGAAAGCUGCUGAGCAUUAUGAAGCAUUUUAUCACCUAACAGAGGGUUCGACAUGGAAGGAUGAGACAGGCCAUACUUACAAUUCACUGGCAUGUGAGAAUCUCUGGAGGAUUUAUACAUUACUAGCAGACAAAAUGCUGGAAAAUAAAGAACACCAACAGGCCAUCAAAACGCUAAUAAAAGCUUCAAAAAUGGCAAAAGAAGGAGGCAACGUGAAGAUGGAAGGAGAAGCUGCGUAUUGCUUAAGUUUAGCAUAUCAUUUUGCUGGAGAACAACAGACAGCAUUAUCAAUUUUGAACACCUCUGUAAAAAUCUUCACAGCACUUUGUGAUUCUGCUGGCCUCGGCAGAGCGUAUGCAGCUAUAGCCAAGAUCCUGGUAAGUCAGGGAAAAGUGGCUGAAGCUAUUAAGUACUUGGGAGAGUUUAUGAAGGCUGCUGAGAACGCUCAUCUAAGCCAAAGCCUGGUGGAUGCAUGUUUAUUACUUGGGAAUAUUUACAAUGAAAGAGGGAAUUAUAAUGAAGCUUUUGAAUAUUUCAGUCAGGCUUCUGAGGUAGCAAAAACUUUAAAUAAUUUGCCCUUAAUGGAUGAAACAAAGACUUACUAUGGCAUUGCAAAAGCUCAUAAACUGAUGGUGGCAUUUAACAGCCAUAUAGAAGCAGAAGAUCCCGUCAGCCUCAAGUACCUGCUGGCAUGGAAGGAGAACAGAAGUGACAUGUGCACUGACCCUUUUACAGUCGAGUUCUAUUAA